AUUUAUAAGCAUAAACUAUAAACAUCAAUAUUCUAGGCAUUUCCUUGUGUAAAAUGAUACGAGUACGUUCAAUAUUAUUGUGUUUAUUAUUACAAAUUGCCUUGGGACAAUCCGCAAAAGUUUUGUUGGUGUUUCCAGUUCCUUCUUCAAGUCAUCAUAUUCUAGGUACGAGUUUGGCGAAAGGAUUGGCCAAUGCUGGACAUGACGUCACAUUGGUAUCCCCCUAUGUGGACAAGAAUAAACAAAUUGAAAAUAAAAAUGGGAAAUAUAAUCAAAUAGUUGUUAAGGAGAUUGACAAACAAUAUAAACAUGAUAAUGUUGACAUGUUUGGCCUUGAAUCAUCAUUUAUGUCUAUGCUAACCCUAAUGACGAAAAUGUUGGAAAACAUAUCAAACAACAUUCUAAAAAAUUCAGAACUCAAAAAACUGCACGAAGAAGGACAAACGUUUGAUGUUGUAGUCAUAGAAGAAUUCCUUUGUGAUAGUCUGAAGGUAUUGCAUUACAAUUUUAAAGCUUCUUUGAUAGCAUUUAGCUCUAUUGGCCCAAACUCUAUGGUGAAUGAUUUGGUUGGAAAUCCAAGUCCACUAUCCUACAUUCCUGAGAUGUCAUCUGGGCUUCCUACUAAAAUGAAUUUCAUUCAUCGUGUUAAAAAUGUACUUCGUUUCCUAAUGGGUAAAGCUUUUAACUACUUUUACAUAAGUAAAUAUCAGACUGCGUACUUGAAAGAACAUUACCCUGACUCUCCCUCUAUAGAUGAGUUAAAGUAUAACGUUUCUUUGAUACUUAUGAAUUCCCAAGUGAGUACUUUUCAACCUGCACCUACAGUACCAAGCAUGAUAUCCAUAGGUGGAUACCACGUACAACCACCUAAACCCCUACCUAAAGACCUUAAAAAGUAUUUGGAUGAAGCCAAAGAUGGCGUUAUUUACUUUAGCAUGGGUUCAGUUUUAAAAGGCAGCAACUUACCUAAAGAAAAAAUUAACAUCAUCAUAGGCGCUUUCAAGCAAUUAAAACAAAAAGUCCUGUGGAAAUGGGAGGAUGAUAAACUUGCAGGCAAACCUGACAACGUAAAAAUAGAAAAGUGGCUGCCACAACAAGACAUUCUAGCGCACCCCAAUGUAAAACUGUUCAUUUCGCAUGGAGGUCUUUUGAGCACCACAGAAGUUAUCUACCAUGGUAAACCUGUUCUGGCGAUACCGAUUUUUGGUGAUCAAUUUUUAAACGCGCAGCAAAUGGAGGAUCAUGGCUUCGCUUUGGUACACAAGCUCUCUGAACUUACUGAUACUGAAGAGUUUUUGGCCAAAAUCAAGGAACUUCUAUAUAUUCCAAAGUAUUAUCAAAAUGCACAGUAUAGGUCAAAAAUAAUGCACGACCAACCGAUGAAGCCUAUGGACGUUGCAGCAUUUUGGGUGGACCAUGUAGCUAGACAUAAAGGUGCCCCACACUUGCGUGUGGGAGCUUUAGAUUUACCAUGGUAUCAGCUGCAUCUUAUUGAUGUUAUAGCAUUCUUAAUCAUUGUACCUAUUGUAGUAUUAUUAGUAUUAUCAUUGAUACUAUGCAAAUUGUAUUCCUGUUUGUGUAAGACAAAUGAGAGUGAUAAGUCUAAAGUUAAGAAGAAUUGAUUUGUACUUAAAU
Molecule: messenger RNA, 1635 nt
Organism: Brassicogethes aeneus
Lineage: Eukaryota; Metazoa; Arthropoda; Insecta; Coleoptera; Nitidulidae
Source: the annotation of a GenBank genome assembly